AGAUCAAAAGUCAAAUAAAUUUUGAAAUGUUAUUCUAUUCUGUGUGUAAGUCAAAAACAGAGAGUCAAAAAGAGGAAAAGGAAAGGAAGGGGUCGAUUAGGGAGGGGAUGAGUGCAUCAUCGAUGACAUCAUCGCUAUUGCUAAAGUGAAGAGCGCAUGCGUCUGACAGUUUUCGGCCAUAUUGUUAUGACGCAUUCAAGAUCAGAGGUCUCCGCCAGUGACGAGUCCUCUCGCAGUUGACGUGGCUACUACGUACCAUCCCGUUCGCCCACUCCGGACGCAGCAUAUACGGUGACGAGGAAUACGUAACUGGUGGCCUCUGUGGGCAUGGAGGGAAUGGUGGAGGAGAACGGGUCGGCGGGCGGCGCGGGCGCGGAGCAGCUGGGCGGCGGCGGCGCGCCCGCGCUCCCCGCGCCCGCCAGCCUCGUGCAGAUCACCGUGCCGGCGCAGGCCCCCUCCGCACAGGUUCAGUCAGUCAUCCAACCAAACCAACAAUCCGUCAUACAGACCGCGUCCAAUGUACAAUCAGUACAGUUGCCAAAAGGAAAUGUUAUACUUGUUAGUAAACCAAGCUCUGUUAUUCACACCACUCAAGGGACUUUACAAACAUUACAAAUAAAGCCAGAACCUGCUUUACUGAGUAGUCAAGGACAGUCGUGCAGUGAUGACAGCUGCAGUGACGAUGACAGUCCAAAGAGAUCAAAAUACCGGGAAAUGCUGACUCGCCGGCCAUCAUACCGCAAAAUAUUGAAUGAUCUUGGAGGAGCUGAAAUAGCAGAACGGAUGGGAUCUAAAGCAGCAUGUGAGGCAGAACUGUUGAUGCCAUCCCCUUUAUCAUUUACUCCAGCGGUAGUGAUUCCAGCGGGCGCGCUGCAGUCGGAGAGCGGGCUGCACACGCUGGCGGUGUCGGGCGGCGCGGGCGGCGCCAUCGUGCAGUACGCGCCCAACCAGGACGGACAGUUCUUCGUGCCCGGGCCUGUCCAUGAAGAUCAAACAAGAAAACGUGAGAUGCGUCUGUUGAAAAACCGCGAAGCGGCGCGGGAGUGUCGACGCAAGAAGAAGGAGUACAUAAAGUGUCUAGAGAACCGAGUGGCCGUGCUCGAGAACCAAAACAAAGCACUCAUUGACGAACUGAAAGCUUUAAAAGAGCUGUACUGUCAACAGAAGACGGAUUGAGGCCCAGCCGGUUAGCCGGCGGCCGCAGCGCCCCGGCGAGUCCCCCCGCGCGCCGCCCCCCGCGCGGCCACGAGGCAACUCACGUUGUCCAAAUGUUGAUUACCAUUAAUGUUUGCAAGUAUUGUUAGAUUUUUAUAUGUUUAAUAGUUACAUCUCUAUGUACCUAUACAUUUCUUUUGUUAAUAGAUUUCAUAAUUCACUAUCCAUCAGAUUAAGUUUCAAUUUUCUUUUUUCAUUAUAUAGGGAAGAUCAUUCCACUUCUUAUCAUGUCGGACAUGUUAUCGGUAAUGUUAAGUGCCAUCGUCUUUUUGGAACACGGAAUGUUUCAACUUGAAUUGUUAGUAAUUAUGUAUUUUGUUUACAAUAAGAGUUUCUAUUACCUUUAGCAACUGUAACAUUAUACCACGAAUAGAGUAUGUGUGGUCAGAUCUGUUCAAAUAAACGUACAGGGUGAAAUUUUAUCAGUGAUGUAAUGGUUAUGGUUGAUCAUUGGUAAUAUAUCCCACCCUGUAUGUAUACACAUAUUACUUUUUGUUAUGUAGGUAUGAGUAAUGCUGUAUAAUAUCAAAAUACACAAUUCUACUCAACUAUAAUAAACUAUUUUUAACUUUGUUACUUAAAUCAGUAACUAGAAUUGUAUUCAUUAAAACAUGAUUUAUACUUCAUAAAGCAUAUUUUUUGUUAUUAAAGUUAUGUUUUAAUUUGAUCUUCGCGUAGAUAUUACAAGAUUGUGGAGUCUAAUCAGUAAGAAGUAAUGAAAUGAAUUUCACUGUAACAUAAGUUGACGUUUAUAGUGUUAAUCACCUCGACAGGUGUUCUAAUGGGUAAGCCAAAGUUAAAUGUUUAGUUUUUGUGCAAUAAGUAUAUUGCGGUGUACAGAUAUGUAUUCCUGCUGUUCGUGAAAGUUUUAUUCACAAGAAAUAAAUGUACAUUGUGUAUAGAUAAUAUAAAAUUAAUGUAAAGUAUGUGUAAAAAUAAAAUGAAAUUCUCUGUAAAUAAAAGUCUAAGGGGGGAGGAAUGGUUUAUCUCGCAUUUCCAUUUAAAAUAUUUUUUUAUUAGAAACAAUAAUAACACCAUCGAUUGUAAUUGUAAGGUUCAGAAGCCACUCCAUAUCAAUAAAUGUCUAUUAAGAAAUGAAUUGUGUGAAAGAUUUGAUACAUUUGGAAAUCGCGCUGUUAUAGGACGCAUCUGUUUUUUAAAUACAUUUUAGUGGCUAUCUGAGGGCAUUUUAAAUUUCUAAAUUCUGUCAUUUUGCACAGCAACACUUAAAUUUGUAUUAAUUAAGUAUCAGCUAAAUUACUGUUACUGCCUUCAGAAUAUAUUUUAUUCUCAUUAUAUGCGGAUAUCAAAUUGAAUGUUCUUUAUCUGAUUAUAUUCAUAUUUUGGUUUGGAUGCGAUGUACCGACCAUGAGCAAAUAAUUACGAUAUACCAGUUAUUAUC
Messenger RNA from Plutella xylostella (diamondback moth), 2617 nucleotides. It is a transcript of the gene CrebB, whose product is annotated as Cyclic-AMP response element binding protein B. Gene Ontology annotation, molecular function: RNA polymerase II cis-regulatory region sequence-specific DNA binding; protein binding; DNA-binding transcription factor activity, RNA polymerase II-specific. Gene Ontology annotation, biological process: regulation of transcription by RNA polymerase II. NCBI's taxonomy places the organism in Eukaryota, Metazoa, Arthropoda, Insecta, Lepidoptera, Plutellidae. Gene Ontology annotation, cellular component: nucleus; transcription regulator complex. The record is from RefSeq and is a predicted model, not a curated record.